UUUAAAAAUAAAAUGACAGAAAAGGUCAAAAUUCUUAUGUUAGGUGAAGGUGCUGUUGGAAAGUCUUCCCUUUUAAAUCGUUAUGUUGAUGAAAAGUUUUCUGAAAAUAUGUAGGCAACAUUAGGAGUUGAGUAUAGAUAGAAAAUUCUCACUUAAGGAGAUAAUCAAGUGAUAGUUUAAGUUUGGGAUACAGCAGGUAAUUAAAAUUCUUUAAUGCUUAGGUUAAGAAAGAUUUAGAGUAAUUACUCCUAUUUUUUAUAGAAAUGCCUAAGGAGUCUCUUUGGUUUAUAGUGUUGUUGAUAAAAACUCAUUUUAAUAAGUUUAAACUUGGAUUGAUAAUUUAAAAGAAUAAAUUGAUUGUGAAUAAAUCUCUAUUGUGUUAGUUGCAAAUAAGUGUGAUAUUUCAUAAAGAGAAGUAACCACUUUUGAAGGUUAACAAUUAGCAUAAAAAGUAUUAUUUUUUUUUAUUUUAGUACUAAAUUAAGUAUUUUGAAUGUUCUGCAAGAACAGGUGCAUAAGUCAAAGAAAUGUAUACUGAAUUAGUUCAAUAAAUUCUUAUAAGAAGAGGGUAAAAUUAAAAUUCUCAGGAUCGAGAUAAAAUAUAAUAAAAUAUCACAUUAGUUGGAGGAGAAACAUAAUCACAAAAAUGUUGUUGA
Messenger RNA from Paramecium sonneborni, 656 nucleotides. The record is from the annotation of a GenBank genome assembly. NCBI's taxonomy places the organism in Eukaryota, Ciliophora, Oligohymenophorea, Peniculida, Parameciidae.